CCCCGGAAGGGUGAAAACGCCGCACCCGGAAGUGUCUCGGGCGGGUGGGCGUCGCGCCGCCCGGGCCUCUCCGCCAUGGGCCGCAGCAAGAAGAAGAAGCAGCGAGAUGGUGACGACCGGCGUCCGCGGCUCGUUCUCAGCUUCGACGAGGAGAAGCGGCGGGAGUACCUAACAGGCUUCCACAAGCGGAAGGUGGAGCGGAAGAAGGCAGCCAUUGAGGAGAUCAAGCAGCGGCUCAGGGAGGAGCAGAAGAAGCUCCGGGAGGAGCGCCACCAGGAAUACUUGAAGAUGCUGGCAGAGAGAGAGGAGGCGCUGGAGGAGGCGGACGAACUGGACCGGCUGGUGACGGCAAAGACAGAGUCGGUGCAGUACGACCACCCCAACCACACUGUCACCGUGACCACCAUCAGCGACCUUGACCUCUCGGGGGCCCGGCUCCUCGGGCUGCCCUCAGCUGAGCAAGGGGCUGGGCACGGGUCUGAGGAGGAGGCAGCGUCCGUGGAGAAGCCGACCAGAGCCUUACCCAGGAAGUCCAGGGACCCCCUGCUCUCCCAGCGGAUCUCCUCUCUCACGGCAUCACUGCACGCACACAGUCGAAAAAAGGUCAAGAGGAAACACCCCCGACGGGCCCAGGACUCCACCAAGAAGCCCCCGAGUGCCACUCGUACCAGCAAGAGCCAGCGCCGCCGGCUGACUGGCAAAGCCCGGCACGGCGGGGAGUGAGCCCGAGAGCCAGGCUGGGCUCCAGCUGGGGCUGCGGGGACCUGUCCUGUCUCAGCUUGGCUGUCCCCGCAACCCAGCCUGCACCGAGCCAGUGACGCCACAGCUGCAGCCUGGGACUUGGAGCCUGAAGGAGCAGGCAGCUGAGAGCCGGCUUCCCCCAGGAGCCUUUGGGACUAAGUUUGGGCAUCUUCCCAAAUGCCUACCCCUGGGGCCUGCAUCAGAUUUGUGAAACUAA
This is a messenger RNA of Equus caballus (horse), 958 nucleotides long. RefSeq names its product nucleolar protein 12 (gene NOL12). The record is from RefSeq and is a predicted model, not a curated record. Lineage: Eukaryota; Metazoa; Chordata; Mammalia; Perissodactyla; Equidae. Gene Ontology annotation, cellular component: nucleolus. Gene Ontology annotation, molecular function: rRNA binding.